This is a messenger RNA of Coregonus clupeaformis (lake whitefish), 1189 nucleotides long. RefSeq names its product MORN repeat-containing protein 5. The transcript is spliced from 5 exons. Bases 304 to 822 code for a protein of 172 amino acids. The record is from RefSeq and is a predicted model, not a curated record. NCBI's taxonomy places the organism in Eukaryota, Metazoa, Chordata, Actinopteri, Salmoniformes, Salmonidae.
UUGAAUGUAUUGUUUUAACAGUGACCAAGUAGACUACUAUCAGUUUAGAGGGAACAGGUCAGUUUAGAGGGAACAGGUCUCAAGUAUUGUGUUUACAAGGCUUAUUGUUUUCUAAGACAAGAGACAACAUGCUAGGCUUCUUUUAUCAUAAUACACUUCAUGCGGUGAAAUUAGAAAAGAGACACAGCACUAGCUGCCCGUUUCCAUGGCGACGUUGUCAAACACCCUGCUUGCUGCAGAAACCAGACAGCUGUUAGCUAAGCUAACCUCUGUUUUUCAAUGUAAUUUAAUAAAAUAGCAAAUAUGGAGUUCACAGGUAGCAGUUACACUGGAGCCUUCAAGAAUGGCAGGAUGGAGGGAGAAGGAGAGUAUAAGUUCCCCACAGAGACAAGAUAUGUUGGGGAGAUGAAGGAUGGCAUGUUCCAUGGAAAAGGUGUUCUCUAUUUUCCAAAUGGAAGCAAAUAUGAAGGAACUUGGGAUAAAGGCAUAUCCAAACAGGGAAAGUAUACCUUCUCUGAUGGGCUGGAGUACCAGGAGAAGGACUGGGAGUUCUGUGAUGGUUAUGACAGACAGUUCUACACUGAGAGGUGCAAUGGACUCAAACCUGCAGGGGAGUCUCAGCUGACAGACCUGGACCCGCCGCGUGUCAUCCCAGAUGGCUGCUAUGACUGUGGGGACGGCUUCUACGACCCCAACACCAGGGUCAUCACUGACUAUGAGCAUGACUUCCUGAGGAACGCAGAUGACUAUGAACAUGAGUGGAUUGUGAGCACUUGUCGGAAGAGCUGGGAUGAGAUCGUUGGACAUUCACCUAACAACUAGGCCAUAUUUCAGAACUGGACAUUGAGUUGAGGGGCCUGAGCAGCUGCCGAUUUAAAAGGAAGCUAAUUUAUGGAAUGUUUAACUGUGGUGUGUAUAGGCUACCUGUGAAUCAUAUGUUGUGAAAUAUGAAAUAUCCCACAUUUUCGUUUUUUAUUUUAAAUAGAUUUAAUUUAUCAGAUGCAUAAAAAAAUCGGUAGGUUUAUUUCAGAUGCACAAAAACAUAGUGAUACGCAUGUAAAGUAGCCAUACUGAAAUGAAAUAUGUGAUGGAAGUCAAGAUCGAAAAAUAUGCUAAUGCUGUCAAACAUUUUCAUGCAGAAUGAGAAAAAAAAAACCCAUCAAGCCUGGAUUUGUAACUUGUAAAGCCA